CGAACACCUAGCAGAAGGAGGUGGGUGGGGUCUGAUGUGGCUCUCACCUGGAGCUGUCUGGGAGGAUAUGCAAAUCCGGGGCCACCGGAGAGAGUAGAAAGGCUGGAUUGGCUGAGGUUGAGGAGGUUGGUUUGGGCAGCUGCCUGCCUGGAAGCCUUGAUCAGAUUUGAGCCGGGCUGUCAGUCCUUCGGAUCACAGACAGUAGAUUGAGAAAUUUACCAGUUUCGGGAAGAUCAGGCUGCUGAGAUUUUUCUCACCCUGUACUAAAGCUAUCCCCAGCCAGUCAGACCGGGAACUUACUGUCUGUACUGUUGUCCAGGAUGAGUUUUCCUGCUAAAACUCGAUGCCUCCUAGACUCUUAAGGGGCCUGUUUAUAUUGAUUUCAUUUUGAAUGUCAGCCAUCAAGUGGGACAAAGAAAUCACAUUCUAAGAUGGCAGACGGAUUCUCUCAGGUUGGAAAGGAAAACGGCAGUGAGCAGGCGCGAAGAGGCCAAGUCUCUGGUCCAUGCUCACAGUUCCAGAGAAGUUUCAUCCAGAGAGUAACAUUGCUGGGAAAGCUGCCUACCAGUUUUGUCCUCCAUCGUGAAAAGAAGCAGAAGGUUGCUGCUAUCCUGGGGACAGACCAAGAGGCCAUGAAGUCUCUUCCAGAGGGAGACUUACAAGAUUACCUGCUGAGUAAGGUGGACCUGAGGCGCCAGCAGGUUUCUCAGAGUGUGGAGGAGGUGCAGAGAGUUAUCCACUGUCUGACGGCAGAGGUCAGCCACCAGGACAGUCGAUUCCAAGCAGUGCCUGCCUCUGACACGUACAAUGACAGCGUUAAGGUUCUGGCUCCCAGACUGUUCCAGGUCACAGUCCCUCUGAAAGGCCUCUCGGGAUACAAGGGGGCCCGGCCACAGCGCUGGCGGUACUACAACCUGCAAGGCGCCAAGCUCACCUGCCCUCUGCGGGACCCCGAGGGCCUGCAGCAGUGGCUGGAGACAGAGCAGUUCAUGAAGACCCUGUGGCAGUGGCACCAGGCGGACGUGAACAUAGAGGGGGACAUCGUGCCUGCCAAAGUCCUCCAGGUGUUCCGGGCGCUGGUGGAAAACGCAGUGAGAACCUGUCACCUCUCGGGCAAGGUCAGUGUGCUAGCAAACCGAGCUGCCGUUUGGGUUGCCGUGGAAACGUCCACAGGCCAGGUGGAGCUGGAGCUGGUCCCUACUGUGGAGAUCCCCACUGCCUGGUCCGAGAAAGCCCAGUGGCCUAGGUGUCUGAAGCGGUGGCCUUCCCCAGAGAGAGUGGAGUGCAUCAAGUCAUUUGGGUUCAACUUGGUGGCCCGGUCCAGUUAUCACUGGCAGCUGAGUUUCUCCCAGGCAGAACAGGUGCUGUUUGAGCAGUUGGAUGAGGAUGGGGGCUGCCGCAGGCGAUGCUUUCAGGUCCUGAGGCAGCUGAAGGAGGAUGUGUGGUGUCCAGGGCAGAGACCAGUCAUCACCACCCACCACCUGCAGACGGUGCUCUUCUGGACAUGUGAGAAAUACCCACACCUCAAGGACUGGCAGGUCUUCCAUCAAGCGCUCCUCCGCCUGGUCCGGAAGCUGCACAGAUGUGUGAGCCAGCACUUUCUGAAGCACUAUUUCGUCCCAAAGAGCAACCUCCUGCAGUCAGCCAGCCCAAGUGAGCUGGAUGCCGUGGCCCAGAAAGUGGCCUUCUUCCUCAAGAAUCCGCAGGUCACUCUGCCCUGAGGUGGCCCAGGGAGUCCUUGCUCCAUCCCUUUCUGCUGACCUUGUUCCCAGGGUGGUUCCUCUGCCAGCAGCUGGGACCCAAUGCUAAGAGAAGGACCACCAAUGACAGAGAGUAAAGCCGGCCAGUAGCUCACUCAUCAGAGGCGAAUGCUCCUGCCCCAGGUCACGCAAGCAUUUCACCUUCCCUACCUCUCUCGGGGACAGCUCUGGUCCAGCUUCCCCAAGUGACGAUUGUCCUUGCUCAGUUUCUUAUUGUCUGACAAGGGCAUUGGAGAUGGGCAAGGGCGGGCCAGGGAUUUAGCCUGCUGCUGGAGAAUGCUCAGACUGGCUGGACCAGGACCCACACACUGACUGACGGACAGCCCACUCGGUGGCUGGUGUCCUUUCCAGACUCUGUUCUCCAACUCCAAGCAGUGGCCAGCAGUCCAGGCCCUGGAGCUGUUCUGAAGUUCCUCUGUCAACUGUGCGGAGUCAUUGUAAGAGUUAGUGCAGAUCCAAGAGAAGGGUGCAGCUGGGACUCCACCUGUCACCUGACUCCAGUCCCAGCCCUCUCUGCCAUGGUCAAGGCUAGAACUUGCUUCCACUUCGGGAAUAAGCUCCAUGCUUGGCCUUGCAUGGACCACCUUCAUGUCAUUCAUGUCUGGAGGUCUUCCUUAGCUCAAUCAGUUCACUCACUUGUGGACACGUAGGUACUCGCUAGGUACAAAGGACACAGCAAAGAACAAGACAGACUCCCUGGAGAAGACAGGAAGUGAACAGCAGAUGGCUGAACUCAGUCACCACACAGAGAAGGAAGUCUGCUAGAACAAGGUCCCAGAGAGAUCCCGAAGGAGAACGUGUGGACAGCUAAAAGGGGCCACAAUGGCGACCUCAGGCAGGCUGGGGUGGGUAGACAUGGGUCUGUGGCUGUGUAAAGUUGGGGAAAUUGGUAUUAUUGUGUUCUGGGGUCAGAGGUGCAGCGUUUACCUCCAACAGAACACUUGAGAUGACGACUCUGGCAACAGCAUCGGGCAGGACUUUGUGGCCCCUGCACCUCUCCAUUCUGAAGUGCACGGAGGCCCUCAGCAUCACACAUCUGCACCCUGUCUGGGAUUGCAGGGGCUCUCAGAGAGAAUGGCUUCUUUGAGUGUUUUCUUAACGCUUCUCAGCUCCAGGGGAUCCUUUAUGGCCUUUGAACAUUCUCCAAUAACAAAUAUGCUUAACAAAGCAAUAUUUCUAAAAGCACAGCCCACUGGUUUGGGGGGCUUUGAAGGAACCUGUGUGCAAAGGACUGAACCCGAGCGAGGCCUUUGGCAUGCUGAGCAUGUGCCUUGCCAACGAGCUAGGUUGACUUUAUUUCGAGGCUGGAUCUCACUAAGUUGCCCAGACUGGCUCUAUUUUUUUAUUAGUUUUUUUAUUAGAAUAUAUGAAUUAUACAUAAUGAUUGGUUCCAUUGUGAUAUUUUCAUGCAUGUAUGAAAUGCUGUGUAUGAAUGUGUAUGCAUGUGUGUAAACCAAUGACUUCAAUAGGGUUCUGUCCAGGAAUAUGGGAAAGGGACUAGUUUGCAGGAGAAUGGGCACCUUUACUGGUUACACCACUGGUUAUACCCCUCUAGUCCCCAACAACCAUUAACUGCUUAUUCAUCCCCGAGAGGGGAGGGGACUUGCAAGCAUUUCCUGUCCGUGACAGAAUGCUGAUGGGCCCGAUCUUGUAUGAGUGACCACAGCCUCUGGGAGUUCAAGAGAGCACUGGCCGCAUCAUAGCUGAGGACAGCAGUCCACAACGCUCCACCCCGUCCAUCAGCGCUUGCAUUCUUCCCCCAUCCCAUGACAUUUCUCAAGUCUUGCAGGGGGUGACAAAGAUGUGCCAUUUAAGGCUGAGCAUUCAGCAGCCACAUAUUCUCAGCACCUUGGCCAGUUAGAGGGCUGUGUAGUCGAGGCACUGUGACCACUGCUAAGAAGCCUCUCCAGUUACUGUUGGCAUCAGAACAAAUCUAUAAACACCAGCACGGAUAUGCUGAAGGCAUUUUGGCAGACAUACGAUGUCCGCUUCACAAAAACCAGCAGAAGAUUCCCCACCGGGGCCUGUCAUCUCUCCAGCCACGGGAUUUUGACUAGGUUUGCAAUCAAAGAUGUGGAUUCACUCCUAAGAAGCAGGCCUCACGUCCAGAAAGCUACUGAUUACCCCAUAACAGUCAUGCCGCUAUCACACCAUGGGUAUAACUUGCCUGGAAGGUAGCACCCGGGGUCCACAGUUGGGUCAUACCAUUUAUGACAAUUGUCUCCAGAAGCCUGCAGAGCACUUUAUAAACCAGCCAUUAGGGAAGAAGCUUCUGGCCAGGUCCCAAGCUUAAUGUUCUAUGUCCUGCAAACAGAGCAUGGUGUCUUCAGCAACAGGGUCUCUCCAUCUAGUUCUGGUGGGCAUCCAAACAGUAAUUGCAAUAGGCGAGGCUGGCCUUGAACUCUGUAACUCAGGCAAGCUUUGAACUUGCAAUCCUCCCGUUCAGCUUCCCAAGCAGCUGGAAUUCUAGUCCUGUAUCACCGCUUCUGAUUUUGUUUUGGUUGAAGAUCAGUAUUAUUUUUUCAAAAGCACUGUAACCAAAUGGUGGGAUUCCCCAGGUUAUCGCACAGCAAAUCAUAGUUUUAAAAAGGUUGAAACCUAUCUUAUUAAACUAACUGGAUGAUUGUUUUGGAAGCUUGAA
Peromyscus maniculatus bairdii (prairie deer mouse) is the source of this 4401-nucleotide messenger RNA. It is a transcript of the gene Mab21l3, whose product is annotated as mab-21 like 3. The record is from RefSeq and is a predicted model, not a curated record. NCBI's taxonomy places the organism in Eukaryota, Metazoa, Chordata, Mammalia, Rodentia, Cricetidae.